This is a messenger RNA of Zonotrichia leucophrys gambelii, 2843 nucleotides long. RefSeq names its product valyl-tRNA synthetase 1 (gene VARS1). Gene Ontology annotation, biological process: valyl-tRNA aminoacylation. The transcript has 25 exons. The annotation marks the transcript as partial. NCBI's taxonomy places the organism in Eukaryota, Metazoa, Chordata, Aves, Passeriformes, Passerellidae. Gene Ontology annotation, molecular function: ATP binding; aminoacyl-tRNA deacylase activity; valine-tRNA ligase activity. Gene Ontology annotation, cellular component: cytosol. The record is from RefSeq and is a predicted model, not a curated record.
CCGCCCCAGGGGGGGGUCCCGGGGGGGGUCCCCGGGGGUCCCGAGCCCCCCGCCCCGGCCAAGAGCGCGGCGCAGCUGAAGAAGGAGGCCAAGAAAAGGGAGAAAAUGGAGAAAUUCCAGCAAAAGCAGGAGAAGAACCGGCAGCUGCAGGCCCAGGCCCAGGCCAAGGCCAAGCCCGGGCGGGCCCGGCGGGAGCUGCAGGGGCUGCGCUACGAGACCCCCACGGCCCCCGGCUGCAAGAAGGACAUUGGGGGACCCCUCCCCGAGAGCUACAGCCCCGGCUACGUGGAGGCGGCGUGGUACGGCUGGUGGGAGCACGAGGGGUUCUUCAGGCCCGAAUUCGGGCGCUCCCUGGAGCCCCCCAACCCGCGGGGGGUGUUCGUGAUGUGCCUCCCCCCCCCCAACGUGACCGGGACCCUGCACCUGGGCCACGCCCUGACCGUGGCCAUCCAGGACACGCUGACCCGCUGGCACCGCAUGCGCGGCCUGACCACGCUCUGGGUCCCCGGCUGUGACCACGCCGGCAUCGCCACCCAGGUGGUCGUGGAGCGGCGCCUGCAGCGCUCGCGGGGGCUGAGCCGGCACCAGCUGGGCCGCGAGGCCUUCCUGGGAGAGGUGUGGCGCUGGAAGGACGAGAAGGGUGACCGCAUUUACCAGCAGCUGCGGCGCCUCGGGGCCUCCAUGGACUGGGGGCGCGCCUGCUUCACCAUGGACCCGAAAAUGAGCCGCGCCGUCACCGAGGCCUUUGUGAUGCUGCACGAGCAGGGCCUGAUCUACCGGAGCCGCCGCAUCGUGCACUGGAGCUGCGCCCUGCGCUCGGCCAUCUCUGACAUUGAGGUGGAGAAGAAGGAGCUGGGGGGCCGCACCCUGCUCAGGGUCCCGGGCUAUGAGGAGCCCGUGGAGUUCGGGGUCCUGGUGGCCUUCGCCUACCCCCUGGAGGGGGCUGGGGCGGGGGAGCCCCCCGAGGUCGUGGUGGCCACCACGCGCCUGGAGACGAUGCUGGGGGACGAGGCCGUGGCCGUGCACCCCGAGGACCCCCGGUACCGGCACCUGCGUGGGCGGAGCGUGCGCCACCCAAUCACGGGGCGGGUCCUGCCCAUCCUGCACGACGCCUUCGUGGACCCCCAGUUCGGCACCGGCGCGGUCAAGAUCACCCCCGCCCACGACGCCACCGACUUCGAGGUGGGGCAGCGGCACGGGCUGGGCGUGGCCUCGGUCAUCGGGGAGGACGGCGCCAUGGUCAACGUCCCCGCCCCCUUCCUGGGCAUGCCGCGGUUCCAGGCCCGCCGGGCGCUGCUGGAGACCCUCAAGGAGCGGGGGCUGUUCCGGGGGGUGACCGAGAACCCCAUGGUGGUGCCCAUCUGCAGCCGUUCCAAGGAUGUCCUGGAGCCCCGGGCCGUCCCCCAGUGGUUCGUGCGCUGCCAGGGCCUGGCCGGGGCCGCGGCGGCCGCCGUGCGCAGGGGGGACCUGAGGCUGCACCCGCCCGGCCACGCCCGCACCUGGUUCACCUGGAUGGACAACAUCAGGGACUGGUGCAUCUCGCGGCAGCUCUGGUGGGGCCAUCGCAUCCCCGCCUAUUUCGUCACCAUCGACGACCCCCAGGUGCCGCCCGGGCAGGAUGAAGAUGAGCGGUUCUGGGUGUCCGGGCGCUCCCCGGACGAGGCUCGGGCCAAAGCGGCCGCAGCGUUCGGGGUCAGCCCCGAGCUGGUCAGGCUGAGACAAGACGAGGACGUGCUGGACACCUGGUUCUCCUCCGGCCUCUUCCCCUUCUCCGUCUUUGGCUGGCCCGAGCAGACCCCCGACCUGGAGCGUUUCUACCCGGGCUCGCUGCUGGAGACCGGGCACGACAUCCUGUUCUUCUGGGUGGCCCGGAUGGUGAUGCUGGGGCUGGCGCUGACCGGGAAAUUGCCUUUUCGGGAGGUGUACCUGCACGCCAUCGUGCGCGACGCCCACGGCCGCAAGAUGAGCAAAUCCCUGGGCAACGUCAUCGACCCGCUGGACGUGAUCACGGGGGUGUCGCUGCAGGAGCUGCAGCAGCAGCUGGAGAGCAGCAACCUGGACCCGGCCGAGCUGGAGCGGGCGCGCGAGGGACAGAAACGCGACUUCCCCGAGGGGAUCCCCGAGUGCGGGACGGACGCGCUGCGCUUCGCCCUCUGCGCGUACACGGCCCAGGGCCGUGACAUCAACCUGGACGUGCUCCGCGUGCUCGGUUAUCGCCAUUUCUGUAACAAGGUCUGGAACGGGGCCCGGUUCGUGCUCAGGGCGCUGGGGGAGGGGUACCGGCCCCCCCCGGCCUCGCAGUCUCUCCGGCUGUCCCUGUCCGAGCGCUGGAUCCGCAGCCGCCUCAGCCGGGCCGUUCGGGGCUGCGGCGCCGCCCUCGGGAGCUUCGACUUCCCCGGAGCCACCACGGCCGUGCACGGAUUCUGGGUGUACGAGCUGUGCGAUGUCUACCUGGAAUGCGUGAAGCCGGUGCUGGCCCGAGCGAGCCGGGAGGGGGAGGGGCACGACGGGGACGAGGAGGAGGAGGAGGAGGAAGAGCAAGGUGACCCGGAGGCCGUCAGGGCCACCCUGCUGACCGUCCUGGACGGGGGGCUUCGCCUCCUGGCCCCCUUCAUGCCCUUCCUGGCCGAGGAGCUUUGGCAGCGCCUGCCCCGGGACCCCCCCGCGCCCCCCAGCGUCAGCCUGGCCCCCUACCCCGAGCCCGAGGAGUUCCCCUGGCUGGACGAGGAGGCCGAGGCCGCCAUGGAGUUCGUGCUGAGCAUCGUGAGGGCGCUGAGGAGCCUGCGGGCGGCGCACGGGCUGACCAGGCAGAGACCCCCGUGUGAGUCUGGGGGCUUCGGGGG